Messenger RNA from Phyllotreta striolata, 3150 nucleotides. The record is from the annotation of a GenBank genome assembly. NCBI's taxonomy places the organism in Eukaryota, Metazoa, Arthropoda, Insecta, Coleoptera, Chrysomelidae.
CCAACAGCGGUUUCAUCACUCAAUUGAAAAACAAAGAUAAGAACCGCGAAUAUCAAUAUGGAAAGCCUUUGAUAAGAUAAGAUAAUAACGUGUCUGAAUACAGUAGAUCCCUAUUUCGGAUAAAUGUCUUGAAAAUGAAUUCGCGAAGCGAGCCCAAAAAGCACGGUAAAUUCCAUUCGUUCAAAAGCCUGUUCGAGAUCAAAAGGCCAGCGAAACCUCCAGCUUCGAACGGCGACAGUGCAGUUACAUUACCUAGAAUGAAAUCGAAAAACGACGAAGAUGAGUUGUUAAGUAGACGCAGAUUAUUCGCUCGAAAUACUACCCACCGUAGAACUGCCAAUAGGAGUAAGUACAAGAGAGACAACCAGCGAAAAUUUAACAGUGAAAGUCACGUCCAUGAAAUCAUCAAUCGCUUCGAAAACGGUGAAACGUCUCCGCCGUGCGUCGAUCAAACGAAUCCGAAUUUGGGUGACGCGGUUAAUGAUAUAGUUAAAAAAGCGCUUGAGAAGAGAGAUGAAGAGCUUGCGAUCCUCAAAAACCUGCAUAAGAACACCGAAAUCAAGAAGCGUAACUUCAACGCCGUAGAAAGGAAGAUACGGAGUUUCAUCGAAGCCGAAAACAAACAGGAGACUGAAGAAUACAGGAAAAGCGUCAUCAAUGAAAUGGACCUUGAGUUAGCCCAAAUGAAAGCGGAUGGUUUUCUCGACGAAGAAGGAAACGCAUUAACUGAAAUCGAUGCAGAAGAAUCUUUAUUAUCCAAUUAUUUAUCCACCAUGAAGAAUAACAGCAUUGUAGAUAAAGAAGAUGAUGAUGUAUUCUUCACUAAUGGAGAACAUAAAAAUAACAGUGGUAAAAAACAUAAUGCUAGUGAAUCAGCAGCAGCUUUAGAAGAACAAAAAUAUGGAGCAAUCGAGCAGGAUACACUUGUAACAGAUGAAGACAUGGCUAUUCUAAAUAGCAAGUUUCAAGACGCCUUUAGUGACUCUCUGGAUAUCGAAAACGGGCUUCAUUACGUCGAGGCUUACAAUAGAGAAGAUGAAGAAUUAGUGGAUGUUCAAGUCAUGAUCGACAGAAGGACUGUUAGUUUAAGCGACAAACAAACCAUCAAAACGAUCUUGAAGGAAUCGGAAAUGAUCCUUCAUCAAAAAGAAGACGAAUCGUUCGAUGUCAUCCAAGACGAACAAACUAGUGGGAGAAGCAGCCAAGAAAUAACACCCAAUAAUCCGACCAGCAGCAAACAAGACCUCCACGCAGAUGCAGAUAAAUCAUCGCAGGAAAGCAUAGUCCAAUUCGAAAAUCCAUUCAACAGAUCAACCUUUUAUUCGACUACCUCCCAUGAAAGUUCCCAACAGGACGAAGACGAUGAAGGAAUCGACGUUUACAGAAACAAAGAAGAGGUGUAUUCCAGCGUUAGAAGGGAAACCUUCUGCGACGACAAUGGCGUCAUUCGUAUUGAACGAGUAGCUUGUUAUCCUACCAUCUCCUCGCCGAUCAGCAGGAAUAACUCAGCCGCUUCUACUAAGACAUUAGAAUAUAUAGUAGCUGAAUUGAAAUCUACGGAAAGGAAAUAUGUCGACGAUUUAGAGAAAGUUAUUAAAGUGUUUAAACCGUACAUAGAUAUACAUACACCGCAAAUGCUAAAAAUUCAUCAAGGAUAUCUCUUUGGAAAUAUUGAAAAAAUCUACCGACGGCAGCGGAAGUUUCAAGAGCGCUUAGAUAAAAGCUAUGAUGUCGAUGAAAUUGCAAAUUGCUUUGUCGAUAACCAAUUAUUGUUCGAAAUGUAUCCCAGUUACUUUAAAAACAAGCCCAAGGCCGAUGCGUUGUUGAAGGAGUUCAAUAAUAUCAUUAAGGAAAUGCAAGAAAACCUACAGGAAAGACUGGACUUUUCUGCUUAUCUUCUAACUCCUGUACAAAGGCUAGGGAAAUACAUCCUGUUUUUAGAGAACAUACAGAAGCAACUAGAUAAAUUAGAUUUAUCCACCUAUAAUGUUCAAGCAGCUUUAUUUAUAGUUAAAGAAGAAAUGUCGAAAGGAAAUGAUUCAGUAGCGAUUGAGUCCAUAGAGAAUAGUCCAAUCAGCAAAAAAGAAUAUGGAUCUUUCGUGAUAAGAGAAAAAUUCAAUGUUAUUAAACCUAAAAGAGUGGAUUCUACUAUGGUUUUUCUCUUCACAAAUGUCGUUGUUUUCACCACAACCGAUACGCGCAACCUUGAAAAUUUUCACUAUUACGACAAAAUCAAAAUGGAAGAUCUCAGUGUAGCCACGUUCGACGAUUAUACAAUACAUUUAACUGAUUACACGAAGAGCAAAAAGAAGCAGAACCCCAACAGAUACAGUCGAAAUACCUAUGUACUGGAAUCAAAAAACGAAAAAAUAUGGAAAACGUGGAAGGAGGAAAUCGAGAAAAUUCUUUGGGAUCAAUUGGUGAAAGCGAAAGAAAGUUCAGUGCACAGCCCUAAAAAGUACAAAGAGAAUCGCAGCAGAAUAAAAUCAACAGGUGAGAAACAAUCAAGAAUUCACCUAACAGUAACAUCAUCAUUUCCCCACAUCAAUUCCACGUGCUCGUUCGAUCAUUACAGUGCUCGUUUUAUUUUCAUGUUUCAUGUCUUCUUCCAAAGCAUUUUGCCUAUUUGGAAGAGCUCGCACUUUCACCAAUCACCUAGCUAGAAGCUUGAUUACCCAUGUAUUACAGCGACGGCAUAAUGGCAGACUAGUGAUACCCGAUGGUGAAGCCAAGACGAGAGUCGUCGUCAUUCGCCGGUAGGGGUGUUUUAAUUCGACCCUCUUCGUAUGUGAGUAAAUCCUCGAGGAUGAUAAGCCGAACUCGCUUGGAUUUGUACCGGGUUGUUGGAGCUUGGCGCUAAUGAAAUACUGAGAUUAUCAGCUGAUUGUUAAGAGUCUAGGCUCUAAAGGUUGUGAAGCUAGUUUUUUUAUUCAGGAAUGUUGUGAGGGGUAUUGUUGUUAAUUAAUUUGGUAAAAUUUGUUUUGUCUUUGGGGCUUUUAGUGCAAUUUUUGGGAUACCUGGGACUUUAUGUUUGUGUUUCAGAUUCAAAGCAUGUAAGGGAAUAGGAUUUACUUGCUAAGUAUCCAAAAUUGUUAAAAGAUGGUUUUAUAAUAUACAAGAUUUAUCUAUAGAAUCCCUUUAAUCAGCAUU